Messenger RNA from Selaginella moellendorffii, 543 nucleotides. Its product is annotated as 60S ribosomal protein L27-3. The transcript is spliced from 4 exons. Gene Ontology annotation, cellular component: ribosome; cytosolic large ribosomal subunit. Gene Ontology annotation, molecular function: structural constituent of ribosome. The coding region runs from base 20 to 424 and encodes 134 amino acids. Gene Ontology annotation, biological process: translation. The record is from RefSeq and is a predicted model, not a curated record. Lineage: Eukaryota; Viridiplantae; Streptophyta; Lycopodiopsida; Selaginellales; Selaginellaceae.
GCGGCGGAGGCACGGCACGAUGGUGAAGUUUCUCAAGGCGAACAAGGUCGUGGUGAUGCUCCAGGGCCGCUACGCCGGGCGCAAGGCGGUCAUAGUGAAGAACUUCGACGAGGGCGGCGCUCGCCCCUAUGGCCACGCAUUGGUCGCCGGGAUCUCGAAGUACCCGAGAAAGGUGAUCAGGAAAUUGUCGCAGAAGAAGAUCGCCAAGAGGUGCCGAUUGAAACCCUUUGUCAAGCUCGUGAACUACAACCACAUGAUGCCGACGAGGUACACCCUCGAUGUGGAUCUCAAGAACGUUGUCACGUCCGAGAAGCUUGACACCGAUGCCAAGAAGAAGGCCACUCGCAAGGAAGUCAAGGAGCUUUUCGAGGAGAGAUUCAAAACCGGCAAGAACAAAUGGUUCUUCACAAAGCUCCGGUUCUAGACCCUGUUCUUCUUUCGCAGCUGAGACUAAUGGUAAACUACGACGCCUUUCUUCUUUUCGGAGGUUUUCCUUUGAAUUUUGCAAUCAAAAUUACAAGCAAGAGAUACAUUCGCUAAGGA